UGACCAGGAGGAGACGACUGUGGAGGUCACGUGUUCGACGCGUCUGUGGCGAGACGUUGCCGCGAGUCGCUCUCUUCUGAACGGUCUCACCCCCAAGGCCGCCGACUCUUCUGGGGAUCCUGGUUGAAGCGGGCAGAGGUCGGACAGCCCCACUGCCCUGUGUGACGGACCAUGGACGGACCCAGCGUGAAGCAGCUAGCUGUGGACGGAGAAGCCACAAGAAGCAACGCAAUCUACUCUCUGCCAGGCAAGCAUAACCGUAUCGCUACCCGGAGGCCUCGAACGACGGUCAACGACCUCCCGCACGAUGUUCUCCUGAUCAUCCUCAGCGACGUCUGGAGGGCUACACUACGUCCCUUCGACAGUGCCGACAUGCACGGCUUAACCGACCCAGAACUCGAUCACCUAGCUCCGUACCACUCUCGAUUAUCCCCACUAUCGCAACACUCUGUCGAGCACAUCGCGUCCGUCUCUCCCCACUGGCUCGAAGCGAUGUCGAACAGCUCCGAGUUCUGGACGCAGCUCGUCAUCUGGACUGGACGCGAUGCCACACCGCUCUCGAUGGUCCGCAGGUACCUCGCGUGGUCGCAAGACAAGCCCGUCUCGAUUGACGUCCGGCGGAGGUACGACCCUUGCGUGGAAGACCGCACGGAGAAGGCACAUGCGAAGGCGAUUGUCGAGCUGCUCGUUCCGCACAUGAAGCGAUUGAAGCUCCUAUGCAUGUAUCUCCUCCAUUCGAGCUCCCUCCCGCUUCCGCACACGGACCUUGUCGGGCGCGCGGAAAACCUGGAACAACUCAAACUCGAGUUCAUCUUUGACGACGCGGUUGCAUGUCCCGCACCACUUCCGCCGUCCGAACGCACGUUCGACACGCCCGCGCUCGUAGAGCUCUCCAUGGGCGGCGUGCACUUCCGCGAAGCGUACGUGGCGCCAGUACCCCGGCCGCUGUUGCCCCCCGAGCUUCGGUACAUUACCAUCACAGACUAUGCCUCCGACCAAGUUCCCUUUCCCGUCGUUGAUCUCCUAGAGACUCUCACGGACCCGGAUGACUGUCAGCGACUAUACAACCGGAGAGUAAACCUUACCAACCUCCAGCUCGACAUCUACCCUGACGCGGAUCCUCCUCGCCUGAAUGACCGGGGCACCGACUGGUACUUCACAGACAUGUCUGGCGAUGUCAUCGCACAUUACAGCUCCCUCCUCCACCACCCUUUCGUUGAGACACUGUCCUACACGCGCUGCACACUCCCUACCUAUGACUCCCCUUCUGUCUGCGAAUCGUACUAUCUCACGCUUGAGGGCAUCCCAGACUCGGCUACGCUGGGAUACUACAUCGCCGGCAGCCAAGUAUCGAUUCACGACUGCGACGGCUUUAAUUCGGAAUUUCUCCAUGCGCUUGCAAAGCCGUUCUCCCCAGGGACCUACGGCGGCGACGAAUCAUGGCUGUGCCCGAAUCUCGAAAUGCUAAGCAUCUCCGGGUGCAAACGGUUGCACAGCUCAGAGUUGAGGGCUGCUCUCGAGGCGCGCCGCAGAAGGCACGAAGCGACGGGCUUUGCGUGGCUGGAUGAGAUGGGGUACGUUUUGCUCUCGGUGACGCACCUCUACGUCCGACGUUGCGGCGAGUUGGCUGCGGAGGACAGGCAGUGGUUCGACAAGAAUAUGGAAGACGUGCAAUGGGACGACUGGCACGGGGGCACAGGGCCGUGAACGUUACCCUGUAAUAAUCUGUUUGCAUGACAUUCUUAUCACCGUAGUCGAUACUCGACUUGCCGUGCCGCGCUAAGUCCGUCUCUUCACUCUCGUCGACGUCGCUGUUCAGCAAUCUCAUGUAUUCUACCGGCUGGGCUCCGCACUCCUCUCGGGAUCCCACUU
This is a messenger RNA of Rhodofomes roseus, 1872 nucleotides long. RefSeq lists its product as uncharacterized. The transcript has 2 exons. NCBI's taxonomy places the organism in Eukaryota, Fungi, Basidiomycota, Agaricomycetes, Polyporales, Fomitopsidaceae. The coding region runs from base 172 to 1707 and encodes 511 amino acids. The record is from RefSeq and is a predicted model, not a curated record.